Molecule: messenger RNA, 219 nt
Organism: Iphiclides podalirius (scarce swallowtail)
Lineage: Eukaryota; Metazoa; Arthropoda; Insecta; Lepidoptera; Papilionidae
Source: the annotation of a GenBank genome assembly
AUGCGACGCGACCCAACACGCGUGCCUGCGGGGGCACCGGUCCAGGUCCAGUUCCACCCCACUCGCAUACCGCGUCCGCGGCACCAGAGGAGGCGCACGCCCAGAGAGCAACUAGUGGAGUUCAGGCACGUCACCGGCGGCAUCGCCUACGGCGAACGCAUCAGCGGUGUGCGGCGGAAAUUUCUCGAACUGCACCGCCAUAUUCGACGGACUGUCACG